CUUUUAAGCUUAUUUCAAUGUCCGAACAAAAACAACUGGGACAGCAGGCACAAGAUUCUGUGAACGAAUUAAUUGUGUCGACUGGUGCAGCAGAUCUCCUCAAAACACUGAUAGAUCGUGACUCUCGCCCACUUUUAUUAAAAACACUUCAUCACAUUGAAUCACAAAAUAAAAAAAACAAGCAACUUUUGAAGUGGGUUAAGAAGCAGGCACAACAAUUGGAACAGCAAGAUACUUUAGACAAGGAGAUGAUAGCUGAAGUCCGUAAUUUCUUCAGUAUGCCGCCUUAUGAAGAAACUGAUUCAGUCAAAGAAACGUUAGCAAGAAGCAAAAGUAAUCCAUCUAAGCCAAACAACAGCCCAGUCAAAUGCGAGGAAUGUGGUGUUAAGUAUGCUACUAAAAAAGGUUAUAAUCAGCAUUUCGGCUCUCGAAAACACACAGAAGCUGUAAAAGCCAAGAAACGUCAAAGAGAGGUUGAAGAAGAGGAACAUAAACUUAAAUGCGGUGAAGAACCUGGACAGGAGGAAUUUGAUGAUGAUGCAUCAGCUCCUUCAUCUUCAAAAAAGUCUGCUCGUUAG
This is a messenger RNA of Meloidogyne enterolobii, 578 nucleotides long. Lineage: Eukaryota; Metazoa; Nematoda; Chromadorea; Rhabditida; Meloidogynidae. The record is from the annotation of a GenBank genome assembly.